This is a messenger RNA of Chrysoperla carnea, 1279 nucleotides long. RefSeq names its product major facilitator superfamily domain-containing protein 12-like. Gene Ontology annotation, biological process: carbohydrate transport. Gene Ontology annotation, molecular function: symporter activity. Lineage: Eukaryota; Metazoa; Arthropoda; Insecta; Neuroptera; Chrysopidae. The record is from RefSeq and is a predicted model, not a curated record. The transcript has 4 exons. The coding region runs from base 244 to 1203 and encodes 319 amino acids. Gene Ontology annotation, cellular component: membrane.
CCAGCCGCAACUGCCGGAUUUCUUAUUUUCUUUGGACAAAUCGUGGAUGGAUUAUGUACACCCUUAUUAGGGGUAGUUACCGAUAAAUAUUUAACCCGAAAACUAUGGUAUUACAUUGGCGUCGGCAUAAUUUUCAUAAAUUUCCCACUAAUUUUUAUACUCUGUCCAUUUUGUGGGGUAAGCUACACGUGGACCAUUUUAUAUUUUUGUAUAACCAUUGCAUUGUUUCAAAUUGGCUGGGCCAUGGCACAAAUAUCCCAUUUAUCAAUGAUACCAGAUAUACCAGGUCCGGAUCAUCAACGCACCGAACUCACAACUAUCCGGUACACGGUAUCCGUUUUGGCAAGCGUGUGUUUUUAUUUGAUUGCAUGGAUGGUCAUACAUUUUCGGGAUGGAAAUAAGAAAACUGUAGGUCCAAGUGAUCGAUACAAAUUUAUGGAUAUUGCUUUGAUAGUGACCUUCCUUGGUGCUACAUGUUCCGUUCUAUUUUACAUGGGAAUGAAGCGAUAUCGAGAAAGUUCUGUGCAAAAUCGUCGCCAUGAUGAAAUUCUAACAGUUCCAAAAGUGUGCCAGAUUUUUGCAUCACCCAUCAUUUAUCAAGUGUCGAUGUUAUAUGUGGCGUCACGACUCUUAUUGACCAUUAAUUUAAUUUACAUGCCAUUGUUUUUGGACGAACGUCAAGCUUAUUUACCACCAAAUAGUGUUGCAAGUCAACAAGCUUCCGCCGAUGAUUUGGCGGGGGUUCCGUUAAUAUCAUAUGUGUCAUCAUUUGCUACUUCCCUAGGGUUAAAAUAUUUUGUGCUCCGAUUUGGAAACAAAUGUGCCUAUUUUAUGGGAUGUGUCAUUGGAUUUAUUGGGUGCAUAUGGAUUCAAAUGUUGCAAAGUGAUUCCAAUUAUGCACAUAUUUAUUUUAGUGCCAUACUUUUAGGAGCUGGAAGUGCCAUAACAUUAGUUACUAGUUUAAGUUUAACUGCGGAUUUUAUUGGAACAAAUACAGAACAAGGAGCCUUUGUCUACAGUUUGGUUACGUUCGCGGAUAAAAUGUUGACAGGUGUUGCGGUUUUAAUUAUUGAACAUUUGAAAUGUGAAAGUCAAGAAUUGUGUCCCGAAUAUUAUCAUCACACAUUUGUGUACGCAUGCGGUGGCUCUUGUUUAUUAGGCUGUAUCAUUUUAGCAACAUUAGUUCCAACAACAAAAAUUUAAUAAACAUCUUUUAUUAAGAAAAUGAUUUUUCUUUUCACCUAUCUUUCAGAACUUUAUAAUUUUAAUCUUUCGAGGA